CAUUAAUUGAUCCUGAAUCGUGAGCUAUCGUACAGGGGAAGUGUGGCUUGCAUAGACAGACAGGCAGGCAGGCUUGGCACACUAGCUGGAAGGGUACUGAAGCGUAGUAGGAUUCAGCAUGGCAAGAUACAUGUAUUAAUCAUCGCCAGUGUUUAUGGGUAGACUUGAGGCAGUGUUCUCCGUUGCCUGGAUGGAUGAUUGCCUUCAGAUGCGGAUCAGGAUGCUGGAGUUUACCUUGGAGUGAUGAUUUUUGGAGUGGCAUAACUUUUGGUUGAGUUUUGGAUAUGUGACUUAAUGUGGAAAGUUGAAUUGAUUCAAUUUGAGUUCUGGAUACCUCAUGUGUAUAGGGACUGUGAAAAGUUGAAUUAAUUCAGUUUGUUGAGAACUGAGUUUAGGAUAUUGACCUGUAUCAUGACUGUGUACAGUUGAAUUAAUUCAGUUUGUCCGUGAACCGAGUUUGGGAUACCUGAUUUUUGCAGUGACUGUGAACAGUUGUGUUAAUUCAGUUUGUCUGUGAACCGAGUUUGGGAUACCUGAUUUUUACAGUGACUGUGAACAGUUGUAUUAAUUCAGUUUGGCUGUGAACCGAGUUUGGGAUACUGAACGAUAGAAUAACUGUGAAGUUGAACUGAUUCAGGAAGAUAUUGGGAUUUGAAGUGUGUAUUACUGGAAACGUGGGUCGCUGUGUUGUGAAUGGAUGCAAGCAGGUAGCAGAUAGUGGAGUGCUUUGGACAGCAGACCAAUGGGGGGCAAGCUGUCACGCUUGGCGGACAUCGUCAACAAGAGGAGGAAGUCAGACUCCACUACAGAAACCGGACAUGAUCCCGCCGUACUAGGUGCUAAGAUAGAAGACCGCUACUACAACAACGACUCUUUCAAGAACCCUUCAGUGGACCCUGCAGACCCCCAGCAGCAGGAUGCAGCCCUCACCAUCCAGACCAACUAUCGCCAGCAUGCCGCCAAGGAGGAGGUGCAGGGCAUGCGGGAAGAGGAGGCCGCCACUGUCAUCCAGUCUGGUGUCCGUGGUUACAUCGACAGGCAGAAGGUUCUGGAGACCAAAGACCCUGAGGCGUUUGAGAAGCGUCAACAGGAGCUAAAGGAACGUCUGGCCGCCGAGGAGAAGAAGGCUGAGGAGGAGGAGGAGGUGGAUAUCGACCUCAAUGACCCCGACGUGGAGAAGGCUGCCAUCAAGAUCCAGGCUGGCUUCAAGGGCUUCAAGGCCAGGAAGGAAGUUCAAGAGGUCAAGUCAAAGGAUUCAGAACAGCCUCAAGAGAAAACAGAGGAAGACGAAAUAGCAGACAUCGAUCUCAAGGAUCCUGAACUUGCAUCAGCAGCUACGAAAAUACAAGCGAGUUUCAGAGGUCACAAGGCAAGGAAGGAUGUCACAGAGAAGAAGGCUCACAGAGACCAAGACAGAGAGACUGAGGCAGGAUAUGUUGAUGAUGAGAUUGUGGAUGUAGAUUUAAAUGACCCAGAUGUCAGUAAAGCUGCCGUCAAGAUUCAGGCAGGCUUCAGAGGGCAUUUAGCCCGUAAAAAUAUGCAAAAUUACAAGGUUGAGGAUGAGGCAGCUCCAGAGACAGCCAAUAAGCCAGUAGAUGAGGAAAUUGUGGAUAUAGAUUUAGCUGACCCCGAAGUCAGUAAAGCGGCGCUCAUGAUUCAGGCUGGGUUCCGGGGACGUAUGUUCCGGAAAAAUAAGAAACCGGAAAAGGUUGAGGAGAAGGACCCUGAGCCUCAGACAGUUGUCCCGGAGGUCGAGGCUGAAACAGUAGUCCCGGAAGCUGGGGCUGAGGCUGUAGAGGAUGAAGAUGUUGUGGAUAUAGAUUUAGAGGACCCUGAAGUCGGCAAAGCCGCUCUCAAGAUUCAGGCAGGGUUCCGAGGUCACAUGUCCCGCAAAACUAUGCAAACCCAACAGACGGAGGAUGCUCCUGCUCCACCUCCUGCAGAGGAGACACAGGAAGAGGAAAUAGAUAUAGAUCUCAAUGACCCCGAGGUAGAGAAAGCGGCCACCAAAAUCCAGGCCUCUUUCAAAGGCCAUAAGGCCCGUAAGGAGGUGAAGGCCCUGAAGGGUUCUGAGGAAGAUGCUCCACCAGCAGCGGCUGAGACCAAGGCAGAGGAAGAGGAAAUUGAUAUUGAUCUGGAGGAUCCCCAGACCGAGAAAGCUGCCAUAAUGAUUCAGGCACAGUUCCGAGGAUUCAAGACUCGCAAGGACAUCGACACUAGCAAAUCAGAAACGUCUACAGAGGCUGCCCCAGCUGAAGCUAAACAGGAGGAGGAGGAGGUUGACAUCGAUCUCACUGAUCCCGAGGUCGAGAAGGCAGCUGUGAAGAUCCAGUCAGGCUUCAAAGGAUACAAGGCUCGCAAGGACAUAAAGACCUCAGAAGGAGAAACAUCACCUACCAAAUCUGAGAACGAAGAACCAAAGGAAGAGGCCAAGACUGAGGAGGAGGAAGAGGUGGACAUAGAUCUGAAUGAUCCUGAAGUAGAGAAGGCAGCCCUGAAGAUUCAGGCUGGAUUCAAGGGAUUCAAAGCCAGGAAGGAUGUGGGUGAUGUCAAGAAGGAGGAGAAGAAAGAGGACGAGCAAUAAAGUCUCGGGAUCACGUUUCCUGUAAUAAGAACAUGUAGAAGACAUUAGCAUUAUGUGUCAAUUUGUGCCAACAAUAUAUGUUAUGAAGAUUCACCAUUCUGGGCAUGAUUGAGUUGAGUUAACCCUAUAGGUUGUUCACCUGACUUUUUGUAUGGAGGGUUCACUAAUCCAUAUGGAAGGUUGUUGUAUAAUGGGUUACUGGAAUGUUUUGGGUUUUUUUUGGUUUUUCUUCGAAGUUUAUGGGUAUGCAGGUUGAUAAGCAAUAAUUAAGUUAAUAUUUUGGAAUGUCUUUUUGGGGGUACAAUUAAAUGAGAAAGUAUUCAAAUGGUUGAUGUUUGGCAGUGGGAUCAAGUUUUAUUGAAGCAUAGAAGUUCAUUCGAUCAUGCAUUUGGAGAGGUUAUUCAUAAAGAAAUUACAAAAAAGGUGAAUUUUGGUCGUUUUUUAUGUAUUUGACAGGUCUUAAUUUUGUUGUUCCUGAUUCAGUAAGAAUUAAAUGUUCUUUCUUACCAUACUGGGUUACAACUGUUAUCAGCCCGAUUCCAUAAUGCUACCAAAUAGUAUGUGAUGAAACUGUGAUACAGCGUUAAAGUUCAUAAUGUUCAUCCCAUCCUUCCCUUCCACUACCGCUGCAGCAAGACAAACACUAUAUCAGUGGGGAGAUAUACAAUGUAUCAUAUAUGGAUAUGUCAUUGUGUGAUAUAUGUUCAGCAUAUCUUGAUAUCUGUAUUGAGAUAUACAAUAUAUAUAUCAUGAUGUGUGACAGUCGAUAUACCAUAAAAUGAAAUAUACACUAUGUUAAGAUGUGAUAUACAGAUAUAUCUCACGUGAUGUGAUAUACAAUAUGUUCUAGGUUUAAUUGUUCUCAAAUUGUUUUGGGUGAUAAAAAUACUAUCCUUCAUAUAAGCUCUUUUCAGUAUAUCAGUGCAUCAUAAGAUAUUUGAUAUAUCAUGUAAUAAGUUAAUUCCCAGGCUUCCAGUUCAUAUAUGUAGGUUUUGUUUCAGACUUCAAACACUGUUGCCUAAUGUUGCACAAAAUAACCUCCACUCAGCAGAAACAUAGGGUGGGUUUGUUCACACCCCAUGAAAUGUCAGAUUUUACCAACAUGAAAGGGAUCAGAAAACUACUUUUACACCACAUAGAAAUGUGCUUUUACAGAUCGGAAUUCUUUUGGAAAAUAUUUGGAAAGGUUUAUGAAGAUUUUCAUAAUUUUCAGUUUGUCACGGGUGGAAAUAUUUUGGGGAGUAGUUGUAAAUAUUUCUUAUCAUUUUGUUUCUACCUCUAUAUAAGAUGUACUUAUAUCUGAAACUUGAUUGAGCUAUACACUCGUCUUGGACCUUUAACAGCUAUAAUUGGACAGGUGUUGUAUCACUGUAUAAUGGAAGCAUUAUUGAUACCAGUAAUUUAAAAAGUUUGCUUUCGACAUCCAAGUCCCAGAAUGUUUAAUGUCUUUUCAUAUAUGUCAUUGCUAUUGGAACUUGGGUGUUUGUGAUUAGCUGUUAGGGUAUUCAUUGUUUGGAAAUAAUAUUUGUUCUGUUAUCUCUGGGAAAGACAAACACAUGAUUUAGUCAGGAAAAGUGUAUGUCAUAUUCACUAGCAUGAGGGUAUUUUGAUGCUACACACAAUCAAGUGCACUUGCAAAUUUACAUAACUAUAUAACUUGUUGGAGUUGUUGUUGAAUUCUUUUUUAAAUUGUUAGUGUGAAUAAUAAAUGCAUCUUCAAUCAGAUUCAUGGCUUCAUCAAAGUUCUUUAGCAGCCAUGUGCAGUUUUCUUGACAAAUUUGAAUUAUUCCAAUUCAGCAAGUGGACUUCACUUAUCCGUUACUUUGAUGAAACUAUGAGUUUUAUGCAUUGUUAUCAAUUUUCCAGUCAUUCUCACAAACUGUAUAUGCACGUUAAUAUUUCUCCGAGAGAAAUCUUAUGAGUAUAACGUAUAUCACUGAACUAUGCACACAGUGUAAAUUCCAAAUCCUAAGCAAUUCUAGUUCUUCUUUUAUAGAUUGUUAUUUAUGGAUAUUUGCUAGAGAUUACAUGUAUUUUCAGAUAUCAUAUCAUUUUAGCCAUGUUGACAUAACUUUAUAUGCACAACUUUAUAUACACAAUUUUAUUUAUAGUUGUGUAUUUUGUAGCAAAUAUAGCUGUGGAAUAUCCCAUUUUCCUAAGUUUCAGUGAUUAUUCAUUUCUUCAUUUUUUGCAAUGUUUGUAAUCUUGGAAAUUUUGCAUACUAGUAUCUAUAAUCAACAAAUUCAAAAUACUCAAGUUUAAACCUGUUAAAUGAGUGAUCUUUUUCAUCUCUGAGUAAUACUAAUCUCUUUUUCCAUUAUUAGUUUUUCACAAUGUUAUGCCUAAUUUAUCUUUCUCAUCUUCCCGAGGCAAGAGAGUUAACAGACUUUAAAAGUCCAGUUUCCACCCUUGCCGAACUAGGCAAGAAUUACUGGGCUCGAUCGUAGAGCCACCAGUGGCUAUAACCAGUUAUGUCCUUUC
Messenger RNA from Haliotis rufescens (red abalone), 5065 nucleotides. RefSeq names its product abnormal spindle-like microcephaly-associated protein homolog. Gene Ontology annotation, molecular function: calmodulin binding. The coding region runs from base 743 to 2584 and encodes 613 amino acids. NCBI's taxonomy places the organism in Eukaryota, Metazoa, Mollusca, Gastropoda, Lepetellida, Haliotidae. The record is from RefSeq and is a predicted model, not a curated record. The transcript has 11 exons.